This is a messenger RNA of Ricinus communis (castor bean), 2253 nucleotides long. Its product is annotated as CBL-interacting protein kinase 32. Gene Ontology annotation, molecular function: ATP binding; protein kinase activity. NCBI's taxonomy places the organism in Eukaryota, Viridiplantae, Streptophyta, Magnoliopsida, Malpighiales, Euphorbiaceae. Gene Ontology annotation, biological process: signal transduction; protein phosphorylation. The transcript has 15 exons. Bases 584 to 1987 code for a protein of 467 amino acids. The record is from RefSeq and is a predicted model, not a curated record.
CACAACUUCUAUUAUUAUUAUUAUUUUCAAAUUAUAUUCAAUAAUUAUCUAUGAUACACGUUUGUAUAUAUAUAUAUAUAGUUGUUUGAAUUUGCUUUGAACUCCGUCUUUGACUGGUUUGCUGAUUGUUCCACUGCCACCCUUCUUGUUCUUGUUCAUUUCUUUUCUUUUCUUUCUUUCUUCUCUGGUGCUUUUGGUAUUCUUGUUUUUGGAAUUCAAAGUUCACCUUUUUCUUGGUGCAUCAGAAAAAGCUUUCUUUAAUUCAAAGCUCCAUUAUUUAAUUCUUUUCCGUUCCUCUUCUUGCUCUUUAUCUUAUCUGUGGAGAUAUUGAUGGGUUUUGAGAAAAAGAUUCUGCUUAGAACUGUGUUAAAUUCUGUCUUAAUUUGUAUUAGUGUAAACUAUAAAAUAUUUAUUUAGUGGGUCUGGGAGCCAGUAAUUUUAAAUUGCUGCUGUCUGGUUUUUGGUGUAAUAAAGCUGCUUCAAAUUCCAAUUCUUUGGGGGGCGUUUUAGUGAUUGUUCUUGAGGAAGAGUAUUUAGCGCUUUGCAGAACUGUGAGAAUCAGAAAGUUCAAUCUAUAAAGAGUAUGAGUCAACCUAAAAUUAAGCGUAGAGUAGGUAAAUAUGAAGUGGGAAGAACAAUUGGUGAGGGAACAUUUGCAAAAGUGAAAUUCGCAAGGAACUCCGAGACAGGGGAACCAGUGGCCCUGAAGAUUCUUGACAAAGAGAAAGUUCUUAAACACAAGAUGGCUGAACAGAUCAAACGAGAGGUAGCAACAAUGAAGCUUAUAAAACAUCCUAAUGUUGUUCGAUUAUACGAGGUGAUGGGAAGCAAGACGAAGAUAUUUAUUGUCUUAGAGUUUGUUACUGGGGGAGAGCUUUUUGACAAAAUCGUAAAUCAUGGAAGGAUGAGAGAAGAUGAAGCUAGGAGAUAUUUCCAGCAGCUUAUUAAUGCAGUUGAUUACUGCCACAGUAGGGGUGUUUACCACAGAGACCUGAAGCCAGAAAAUCUGCUUUUGGAUACUUACGGGAACCUCAAAGUUUCUGAUUUUGGAUUGAGUGCAUUGUCUCAACAAGUCAGGGAUGAUGGCCUACUUCAUACUACUUGUGGCACUCCAAAUUAUGUCGCUCCAGAGGUUCUUAAUGAUAGAGGUUAUGAUGGAGCAACUGCAGACUUGUGGUCAUGUGGGGUGAUACUCUUUGUACUGCUUGCAGGGUACUUGCCUUUUGAUGAUUCUAAUCUUAUGAACCUGUAUAAGAAAGUGAGCAUUCUGCACAUUUUCAUAGAAUUAUUCACUCAUUGUUUUUUGCCCUCUGGUUUUCACUUUUCUUCUCUCCAUAUGCAGAUUUCAGCAGCUGAGUUCACUUGCCCUCCCUGGCUAUCUUUUGGUGCCAUGAAAUUAAUUACUAGAAUAUUGGAUCCCAAUCCAAUGACCCGCAUCACAAUUCCUGAAAUCUUGGUAGAUGAAUGGUUUAAGAAAGACUACAAAGUCCCUGUGUUUGAGGAGAAAGAAGACACCAACUUGGAUGAUGUUGAAGCCGUUUUUAAGGACUCAGAAGAACACCAUGUAACAGAAAAGAAGGAAGAGCAACCAACGGCUAUGAAUGCAUUUGAGUUAAUUUCUAUGUCAAAAGGACUAAAUCUCGGAAAUUUGUUUGAUUCAGAACAGGGAUUUAAGAGGGAAACAAGGUUCACAUCCAAAUGCCCGGCCAAUGAGAUAAUCCAUAAGAUUGAAGAAGCCGCCAAGCCUCUUGGUUUUGAUGUUCACAAGAAGAACUACAAGAUGAGGCUUGAAAAUAUGAAAGCUGGGAGAAAGGGAAACCUUAAUGUUGCCACCGAGAUUUUUCAAGUGGCGCCUUCUCUACAUAUGGUUGAGGUGCGAAAAGCAAAAGGUGACACUUUGGAGUUCCACAAGUUCUAUAAAAACCUUUCGACCUGCCUUGACGAUGUUGUGUGGAAAACUGAAGAGGACAUGCAAGAAAUGAAGUAACAAUAGAGCCUGUUUUGAAGCGCGCGCUGAGCAUCAUCCAACUGUGUCAUACUUGUUCUAUAUCUUCAUUCUUUAUCGCCCUCUUUUCCUGGGACCAUUUUCUGUUCUGUAGAAUUAGAGAGACAUGAAAAUUCAGGAAUUAUUUUCCGUGCUAUUGUUAUUGUAAAGCAUGGAAAAUUCUGAUAGGCUUGUUUGUUUGUCUCUCAUCUGAACGAAGUCAAUAACUUGAAAUUUGGCAAAUGGAAGUGUUUGUAUAUGUUUCUUUU